This is a messenger RNA of Aspergillus fumigatus Af293, 1344 nucleotides long. RefSeq names its product U2-type spliceosomal complex subunit CWC25 (gene cwc25). Gene Ontology annotation, biological process: mRNA splicing, via spliceosome. Gene Ontology annotation, cellular component: U2-type spliceosomal complex. The record is from RefSeq and is a predicted model, not a curated record. Lineage: Eukaryota; Fungi; Ascomycota; Eurotiomycetes; Eurotiales; Aspergillaceae.
AUGGGUGGCGAUCUGAAUUUAAAGAAAUCAUGGCAUCCGUCGCUGCUCCGCAAUCAGGAGCGCGUGUGGGCGGAAGAGAAACGAGCCCUAGAGGAACGCAAACGCAUCGAGCAACUCCGUCGUGAACGGGAAGAAGAGCGCCAGAUCCAAGAACUACAGCGCUUGCAAGAAGCUUCGGGGAAAGGUCGCCAGCUGAACCGGGUCGAUUGGAUGUACCAGGCGCCAUCGAGCGCAACAGGUCACUAUGCUGAAGAGAUGGAAGGAUACCUAUUGGGCAAGCGCCGUAUUGAUGGGAUUCUGCUCAAAAAUGAUGAGAGCAAGAAGCUGGAGAAGGGGACUGAUGUCGUGGGGGCUAAUGCCGCCCCGCCACCUGUGAAUAACCCCCGGGACACCAUGGCGAAGGUCAUGGCGGAUCCGUUGCUCGAGAUCAAGAAACGCGAGCAGGCUGCUUAUGAGAAUAUGGUGAAGGAGUCGGUGAGACGGAGUCAGCAUAUCCGUGACAAGGAUCGUGAUAGGGAUAGGGAACGCCGUCGUGACCGUGGUGACCGAGAUCGGAGUCGCGAUCGGGAUCGCAGCCAUAGACGUUCGAGACAUGAAGAUGAGGAUGCGCACCGUUCUCACCGCCAUCGAUCACAUCGGCACAGGUCUCGGUCUCCCUUGUCGCCAGACCGGUCCGACAGGAAACGGGGGGAUGAUCGCGAUUACAGAGACGAGAGAGAUAGACGGGAUGAUCGCAGAGAUGAGCACAGAGGCCAUGAUCGGAGGGAUGAUCGUCGGAGUGAGAGAGACCGCAGAGCGGAUAGGGGCGACGAAGACCGACAUUCCAGCAGAUACAAGGACCGUGAUGACCGAUAUGACCACUCCACGCGGCGACGAUCAUAUGCAGAUCGUUCGCCAUCUCCUCGACGCGGCAAUCACUACUAUGAUAGACGCCGAACAGAGGACAGGAGCGAUGGAUAUCACAGAGACUCUCGAAACCAUGAUCGGCCAGAAUUCUACCGAGGCAACGACAGGAAAGUUAACAAGGAACCCAGAGACUCGAAUCUUAGGGAACGCAGCUCGAAUACUAGAGAUGAAGUUGCUGGUAACAAAGAAAAGGUUCUGGAAGAGGAACGCAAAAAGAAGCUGGCUGAGAUGAUGUCCAACGCAGACGAGUUGGAACAAAAGCGUCUUCAGCGCAUUGCCGAGGUCACAGCUAUGGAAGAAAAAGAGCGCGAAGCAGACGAAAAGCAGCGCUCUGAACGGGGCCGCUUUGUUGGUCAACUCCAUCGUCAGCUCCAGGAAGAUAGUCUGGACGAUCGGAUUCGACGCAGUCGAGGUGGCUUGGAGAGGAUGGAGGAUUAG